AUGAAAGACCGCAAAGCCUUCCAGCCCAGUACCCACCGGGGAGCCCCCAAGGGGGCCCCCCAGGGGGCCCCCUUGGGGGCCUCCCAGGGGGGCCCCCCUGGGGGCCCCCAGGGGGCCCCCAAGAAGCCCUCUGCAGCAAAAGGCGAAUUGAGGAAGAAGCGGCGAGUGUGGGUACAGCCGAAAGAUAAGAGUCUGGGGCGGAAGCAUUUUUUGCAAGUGCGGGACAGCAGAGCUCGGAGUGUUUUUGAAAAGUUGCAAAAGAAAGAAAAAGAAAAAGAAUUAGCGGAAAAAGAAUUGAAAGAAGAAUUAAAAGAAAAAGAAUUAAAUCCAAAAGAAUUAAAUGCGAAGGAAAAGGGAAGGGCAGCUCUAAUGGCCCCCGUGGCCUCCGCAAGCGACAAUGACGCCUUUCUGGAACAACUCAUGAAUCCCUUCGCUAAGCCCAAGCAGCAGCAGCAGCGGCAGCAGCAGCAGCAGGAAGCAGCAGCAGCGAGUGCAGCGGGGAAUAAAUUCACAGACAAAGGCAAAAGGGGAGGAAAAAACGAGCAAAACAGGGACGCAGCAGCAGCAGCAGCAGCGGCAGCGGAUCAGGCUGCUGCAGCACCGACUGCUGCUGCUGCUGCUGCUGAUGCUGGAAAGUCUUCGCUGAAAGACAAAAAGGGAUAUAUGCCGUUUUUGAAAGCUCAGAGAGAAUUUGAAAUGAAGCAAAAGGCAAAAGAAGAAGAAAGACUGGCAAGGCUGGCAGAAGCUGAGAAGGAAAGAAAAAGAAAAAACGAAAAACGAAAACUAAACAAAAUUACUCACCGGAAGCUGCAGGCGAGGACUAAGAAGGGCCAAAUUGUCAUGGGGAAUGUAGUUGAAGUUCUGCUGCAGAAAAUGCACAGAAAUGCGCAGAAAAAAUAA
Messenger RNA from Eimeria tenella, 900 nucleotides. RefSeq lists its product as uncharacterized. The transcript has a single exon. Bases 1 to 900 code for a protein of 299 amino acids. The record is from RefSeq and is a predicted model, not a curated record. Lineage: Eukaryota; Apicomplexa; Conoidasida; Eucoccidiorida; Eimeriidae.